GCUGUUCGAACCGAGCAGGAACGCUCUUGACUCUACAGCUAUGGCACCCACUGUUUUUGGACAAGCAAGCUAUCCUAAGGAGCACCUGGCUCCUGCUCAUAAGCUGAGAAAGCCACUGGUGGAGAAACUGCGCAGAGACCGCAUCAACACCUGCAUCGAGCAGCUGAAAUCCCUGCUGGGUCCCGAGUUCAUCAGGCAGCAGCCCGACUCUAAGCAAGAGAAGGCGGACAUCUUGGAGAUGGCCGUGUGCUAUCUGAGAGGCUGGCAGCAUCAGAAGCAGCAGCAGAAGGCCGGCGUGACUUCCGGCCGGAUGGCGGGCGGCGACGGCUACUCUCGCUGCGUGCAGGAGGCCGUCAGCUUCCUGUCACACUGCGAGGUCCAGACUCAGGCCCACCGACGGCUGCUCAGCCACUUCCAGGGCCUGCAGGCGUCCAGCCACACUCCCUGCACCCUCUCUCCUCCUGGCUCUCCGCUCCAUCAGAUCAGCUCCAGCAAGGGUGUGAGCCAGGCCAGCAGUGCUCUGUGGAGGCCCUGGUAGGAUGGAGGCAGCAUCACCUCCUCACAGAGAGAAAGAGAACUAAGUCUGUGAACGUCAUGGACAGAAAGUUGAAGACUUAAUUGAAGUCGGUUUCCUUUUGCUUUGGCAGGAGAGUCAAUAUUGUUGAGUAUUUUACUAGUGUAGCGAAAAAGGGCACAAUGUGCCAGUAUUCCUUUGGAAGUAUUGAAAUGAUCAGGUUUUACUGAACAUGUACACCGUGUGUAUACACAUUAUACGCUUUACAAUUUAAAGUGCUUACUCUUGUUCCUGUGGGGAGAAAUACUUUUGUUUGUUUGUUUUGCAAGCAUCACUGAAUUGUCUUGUUGUAACACCCUCAUGGGGUGGAAACUAUCUAAGUGUCUGAGACACUGUUUGGUUUAUGUGUUUAAACUACUGUCUAUCUGUGAUACUAAGUAUCACUGACUGAUACAUUUCAUCAGCUUGGUGCUGAUGAAUCAACAACAUCCCUUAAUUGGAUCCCAUGGAUUCACUUUUACUGUAAAUCUUUUUAUGAUUAUACUUAAUUAUGACUAUAUGUAACCAUUAUCUGGCCUAUGAGUGUUGUACCUGUUAACUGUUCAGUUGUAAUGUUGAUAAUAGAUGCUUUUUCAUCUUCAAGUGAAUACCUUUUAUAAAGGCAUGUUAUGUUGACAUCAAUCUUUACGAAAAGAUUCUGUUGAAUUGCUUCCUUGAGAAGUUUGCCUUUGAACUUGAAAAAUAAAUUGGAAACUUCACAUGAAGUUUGACAAACAUAAA
Molecule: messenger RNA, 1294 nt
Organism: Anarrhichthys ocellatus (wolf-eel)
Lineage: Eukaryota; Metazoa; Chordata; Actinopteri; Perciformes; Anarhichadidae
Product: transcription factor HES-5-like
Exons: 2
Coding region: 41-538 (165 amino acids)
Biological process (GO): regulation of DNA-templated transcription
Molecular function (GO): protein dimerization activity; DNA binding
Source: RefSeq, a predicted model, not a curated record